Molecule: messenger RNA, 2197 nt
Organism: Nelumbo nucifera (sacred lotus)
Lineage: Eukaryota; Viridiplantae; Streptophyta; Magnoliopsida; Proteales; Nelumbonaceae
Molecular function (GO): phosphatase activity
Source: RefSeq, a predicted model, not a curated record
GGAGGGAAAACUUCCACCAGGCUUCUACAGUUCUACCUCCACUCUCCGUCUAUCCUCUAAUAAAAAUAAAAAACUAGGGUUUCUUCCCCACUGGUUCUAGGUCUCUUGGACUCCUGUACUUCGUCACUAUUUUCUUUUCGUUGAUCGAGGCAGUGAUUAUUGUAGAUUUGCUUCUCUGUUAUUCUUUCGUUAGAUCGAAUUUGCAUUAGGGUGGCCUGCUAAACACUUUCUUAGUCUGAUGGGAUAUGAAUCAUACAAGUAUUACACUAUUGGAGAAGGUAGCUCACUAUAAGUUUAUCAAGAUUAGCCUCUUUCCGUAAAAAAACAAUGCAAACCAAGAAGAAACUUUUGACAAGGAAUGCUGCUCGAGAGCAUGCCAAUCCCAGAGUUUGUAGAUCACAAAGGAAAGUAUCUGAGAAUGUUGAAGCUGCAGAAAAGAAAGUUACAGAGCUGAUUACUUCUGCAAGAAAACAGAGAUUUGCACAACUUUCAGCUGGGAUUCUGCUGAAUAAAAGCAAAGAGGCAGUAACUGCAAAAACAUUGAAUUCUAAAUAUCUCCUAGAGCACAAUGGGACUCAUGAUAUAUGCUUGGGGUAUGAUACAUUUGAUGAGUCUUCCAUUGAUUGCAAGAAUUUGAAGAAUGGAACUGAUUCAGGUGUAUUGGAGACUAUAUUUUCACCAGCCUUUCACAUUUCUAAAGAUGUAGGAGCAGGCAUUACAAAUGGAGUCUUUGUGAAGUUCUUUAGAAGAAAAGACCAAGAAAUUCUCGAGAACUGUGUAACUGAGUUACAGGGAGACAUAUUGAAGAGUCCUGUUACUCAAGAUAUAUGUGAUUCACUUCUAGAACAGACAAACUCUCACUGGGACAAUAGAAUAUCGCCUACGGGAUGCCCUAUUGAGCACUCGAAAUUGGAAUGUAUUGAUGAGCCAACUGAUGAUUCCAUGUCAAGUGAAGUAUACAUGGAGGAAGAAAAUAUUGAGGAAAUUGAUGAGUUUGAUCCAUACUUAUUCAUAAAAAACUUACCAGACUUAUCAUCAGUAGUUCCCACCUUUCGGCCCAUGCUCCUACCAAAACAGACACGGAGUUGCCCACCUACUACUCUUGUUUUGGACUUGGAUGAGACUUUAGUGCAUUCCACUCUAGAACACUGUGAGGAUGCAGAUUUUACAUUUCCAGUAAAUUUUAAUUUCAAAGAGCAUACAGUCUACGUUCGAUGUCGUCCUCAUCUCAACGACUUCAUGGAGAGGGUUGCGAGCCUCUUUGAGAUCAUCAUCUUCACUGCAAGCCAAAGUAUCUACGCUGAGCAGCUUCUCAAUAUGCUGGAUCCUAAAAGAAGGAUAUUCCGCCACCGUGUUUAUCGUGAAUCCUGUGUUUUUGUAGGGGGUAACUACCUCAAAGAUCUGUCCGUCCUUGGCCGUGAUUUGGCACAAGUUAUUAUAGUUGACAAUUCUCCACAGGCAUUUGGCUUCCAAGUGGACAAUGGUAUUCCUAUUGAGAGCUGGUUUGAUGACCGCUCAGAUCACGAAUUGCUGCUAUUACUACCCUUCUUGGAGAGCUUGGUUGGAGUUGAAGAUGUACGGCCUUUGAUAGCUAAGAAAUUCAAUCUUAGAGAGAAGGUAGCAGCAGCAUCCCCACCUUAACCCUUGAACUCUAAUAAAGGAGAUCCAUUUGAAAGAUAGGAUGGCACAAGUUGAGGGUUAGGAAACCCCACCAUAAUUUGUGCAACAUCACUUUUAGAAGCAUCUCUAUCAUGCUUGAUAAAAUGGUACUGGGAAGUGAAAACGCUGAUUUCGGCCAAGGAAUUACACGGGAUAGGGCCUGGGUGAUCAGUAGUGAACUUCCUGGAAUUCUAUAUCCAUGUGGUUAACGUCAGAAAAGCAUGCAACUAAUGAAAGGGUGGAGGUAAUUGCUCGCGUUGUAGGUUAUAAGCAAAAUCUAAGCGUUUAGUUUGAGGGUUACAAAGGCUUUUAAUCUGUCGAAAGGGUUGCUGAUGUUUGAGAUGUUCAAAUAUUCAUGUAUAAUGCAGUUUAUCGGAAGAUGAGCGAUUCAAGCGUUGUAGGCAAGUAUUGUGAGAAUAAAUAUUUAAUGUUGUCUAAUUGAUUUAUAUGUAAACUAUUCUAUCUACUGGGUGGCUUUAUAUUCCAACUUGGAACCCACAGAGCUACAUGUAAGGUAACCGGUUACCUUUCUUUCUCA